Sander lucioperca (pikeperch) is the source of this 551-nucleotide messenger RNA. RefSeq names its product caspase recruitment domain-containing protein 9-like. The record is from RefSeq and is a predicted model, not a curated record. Lineage: Eukaryota; Metazoa; Chordata; Actinopteri; Perciformes; Percidae. Gene Ontology annotation, biological process: positive regulation of canonical NF-kappaB signal transduction. The transcript is spliced from 4 exons. The coding region runs from base 9 to 551 and encodes 180 amino acids.
UUCAGAGCAUGGAGGAGAAGGAGGAGUUGGAGCUGCUGUGUGCUCAGCUGAAGGGAGACGCCCCGAUGUACCGCCAACGAAACAAACAAACCCUCCGACAGCUGGAGGAGGUGAUCCGAGAGAGAGACAAGGCUCUGGCAUCGCGGGCGGAGCAGCAGGAGGAGGCGCGGCUGCUCCUGCAGGAGAAGGACCAGUACCGGGAGACGGUCCGACAGCUGACGGAGCAAUCUGAUAGGCUGGAGCUGCUGCUGCUCAGCUCGCAGGGGGAGGAGCUACAACUGAGGACACGCCUCCACAGACUCACCUCCAACACCCACCAGGGUGAGAGGAGCAGUGAGGAAGAGGAGGAGCCAGCAGAGAGCACUGCUAAAGGCAGCAGCGGGACGUCGGGGGAUAACGAGGAGGCGGCAGCGCUGCAGCAACACGUCUCUCCUGUAGGAGGCGCCACAGAGUCUGAACACAAGCCCAGCACUGAUGCAUCAUGGGUAAGUUACCUGUUAGUCUAUCUCUCAGGGGGUUUUAAUUUACAGAAGGCUUCUCUCGUCGUAUAA